AUGGCCGUGCAAUCCAGAGUCGCAGCCGUGACAGGCGCCAACAAGGGUAUCGGUCUUGCCAUCGUGCGCAAUCUGGCCCUCAGCUACCCGUCGUCGGCGCUGCGCAACGGGCCCUUGACCAUCUACCUCUGCGCCCGCUCUGCCUCACGAGGCGCCGACGCCGUCAAGGCUCUCCAAGAUGAUCCUCAGCUGAAAAAGGCAAAGGUCCUCGCCCAGGACGGCGGCGACACGACCAUCACCUUCCGCGAGUUCGACGUCAGCGACCAGUCCAGCAUCCACCAAUUCCGCGACUUCUUGCAAAAAGAGCACCCCGACGGCAUCGAUGUCUUGAUCAACAACGCCGGCAUCGCCAUGGAUGGCUUCAACAGCGACGUUGUCAAGCAGACCCUCGCCACCAACUACUACGGCACCCUUGAGGCCACUCAAUCCAUCCUUCCCUUGAUCCGCCCCGGCGGUCGCCUCGUCAACGUCAGCUCCAUGGCCGGCAAGCUCAACAAGUACACUCCUCAAAUGCGCGACGCUUUCCUCGCUGCCUCCAAGUCUGGUGUUUCCGACUGCACCGCUCUCAUGCAACAAUUCACAAAGGCCGUACAAGACGGCAACGAGAAAGAGCUGGGAUGGCCAUCCGCCGCAUACGCCGUCAGCAAGGCUGGAACAACCGCCUUCACAAAGGCCAUCGCUGCCCAAGAGGACAAGCAGGGAAGAGGCGUCCUGGUCAAUGCCUGCUGUCCGGGCUACGUCAACACCGACAUGACCAAGGGGAACGGCGUCAAGACCCCCGAUGAGGGCGCAAAAACUCCCGUCAUGCUCGCUCUCGGCGACAUUGGUGGCACAUCAGGCGGUUUCUGGCAGAGUGAAAAGAUCAUCGAGUGGUGA
Aureobasidium melanogenum CBS 110374 is the source of this 876-nucleotide messenger RNA. Its product is annotated as NAD(P)-binding protein. Lineage: Eukaryota; Fungi; Ascomycota; Dothideomycetes; Dothideales; Saccotheciaceae. Gene Ontology annotation, molecular function: oxidoreductase activity. The record is from RefSeq and is a predicted model, not a curated record. Bases 1 to 876 code for a protein of 291 amino acids. The transcript has 2 exons.